Molecule: messenger RNA, 730 nt
Organism: Gekko japonicus
Lineage: Eukaryota; Metazoa; Chordata; Lepidosauria; Squamata; Gekkonidae
Gene: KCNE3
Product: potassium channel, voltage gated subfamily E regulatory beta subunit 3
Exons: 2
Biological process (GO): membrane repolarization during action potential; regulation of heart rate by cardiac conduction; potassium ion export across plasma membrane
Cellular component (GO): membrane
Molecular function (GO): transmembrane transporter binding; potassium channel regulator activity; voltage-gated potassium channel activity involved in ventricular cardiac muscle cell action potential repolarization
Source: RefSeq, a predicted model, not a curated record
GCCCCACCGGGAGGCCGGCAAGCCCGCCGGCUAUUCGGGCCAGGCUGCCCGGAUCCGAUGCCCGAAGGCGACGGACGGGGAGGAGCGGGCUGGGCAGGUCCGCCCGCCCCGCAGGGAGGGCCGAUGGGGGCUGGGCCGGGCCACGUCCCGCCGCCGCCCGCUUGCAAAGCGCCCCAGCCUGGAGGAGCGGCGGCGGAAGGUGCGCCCGGGCCGGCCUGCGGUUGCAGAGCAUCUCCCGGCAGAGACCAUGUUGGCCGCCAACCGGACCGACGCCUGGCUCCACCGCCUGGACUCGGUGCUGAGGUCCUUGAACCACACUCUCCACCACCCUCAGCCCUGCGCCCAAGACGGGAACCUCGGCAGAGACGACGACGAUGAGAAGAACGCCUACAUGUACAUUCUCUUUGUGAUGGUCCUCUUUGCGAUAACGGUCGGGAGUUUGAUCCUGGGCUACACCCGGUCCCGGAAGGAAGUCGACAAGCAGAGCGAUCCGUACCGUGUUUAUAUCCAGGAGCGGGUGUCCAUGAUAUGACGAGAGGGGCCCAGAGAGAGAGAAAAACGGACGGCUGCUGUGGAGAUACUUAGCCGCGUCCUCCUCGAAAGGGACGUCUUUGUCGGAUCCUGUGGAGUUCUUCCUUCAGGGUUUGGGACACCCCCUGACAGGCUGAAAGACAAUUCGGGAUGUGAGGAGACCAGGGGGAGGGGGUGGAGAGAUUUUGGACCCGUUUAA